Molecule: messenger RNA, 1022 nt
Organism: Daldinia vernicosa
Lineage: Eukaryota; Fungi; Ascomycota; Sordariomycetes; Xylariales; Hypoxylaceae
Product: polysaccharide lyase family 1 protein
Exons: 1
Coding region: 1-981 (326 amino acids)
Molecular function (GO): pectate lyase activity
Source: RefSeq, a predicted model, not a curated record
AUGAAGUUCUCAGCCGUUGCGCUAUUUGCAGCUUUUGCUGUAGCCUCUCCUCAUAACAAUGCCGUUGCACGCAAUAGCAUUGCUCGAAGACAGGCCGCUGAGGCAUGCUCUGUCGGCUACUGCACCCAGAACGGCGGAACGACAGGUGGUGCCGCGGGUGAGACCGUGACCGUGACCGACGUCGAUAGCCUCACUGAAGCAGCCGCGCAAGAUGGCCCUCUUACUAUCAUCGUCUCCGGCGCCAUCUCCGGCUCCGCCAAAGUACGCGUCUCCGCCGACAAGACCAUCUACGGAGAGACGGGUAGUUCGCUCAAUGGUGUCGGUCUAUAUGUCCGUAGAGUUAAUAAUGUUAUUAUCCGUAACAUGAAUAUCUCCAAGGUCCUAGCCGAGAACGGCGACGCCAUCGGUAUCGACGCAUCAUCAAACGUCUGGGUCGACCAUUGCGACUUGUCCGGCGACCUAAGCCUCGGCAAGGAUGAUCUCGACGGACUCGUCGAUAUCUCGCACGGAUCUGAGUGGGUUACCGUAUCCAACACAUACUUUCAUGACCACUGGAAGGCGUCGUUGAUCGGACACUCGGACAACAACGCCGAGGAGGAUGAAGGCUCCCUUCACAUCACUUACGCCAACAACCACUUCUUCAACACGUACAGCCGUGCACCGCUCAUCCGCUUCGCAACCGUGCACAUCGUCAACACAUUCUGGGACUCGUUGAUCGCAAGCGGUGUCAACACCCGAAUGGGCGCUCAAGUUCUGAUUCAAAGCUCUGCCUUCAAGAACAGCGCCAAGAAUGCCGUUUUCUUUGCCGACUCUAAGGAAACCGGCUAUGCCGUCCUCGACGAUGUCGACCUCGGAGGCUCGGAGAACACGGCACCGGCCGGCACGUUGACGGCUAGUUCGCUGCCGUACUCCCCUAUCGAGGUGCUGGGUUCCGCUGCCGUUCCCGAUACCAUACCCGGCACUGCCGGACAGAAAUUGUAAAGGGGUUAUUUAACUAUAUAUUUAUUAGCUAUAGUGUCGAA